AUGGGCGAGCUGUAUCCUGAAACCAAUGGCAGUCAGCCAGACUGCGUGAAUGAGCAGCCCUGGGGUCCUUCCAUGCUGGACGAGGACCCCGUCUGCAUAAUUGGUAUGGCCUGCCGGUUGCCUGGCGGGAUCAAGUCGCCAUCCGAUCUCUGGGACUUUCUUGUGAAGAAGAAAAGCGCCCAAGAGAAGAUACCUCCUAGCCGCUUCAAUGUCCAAGGCUUCUAUUCCCCGUCCGGGGAUAAGACCGGUAUCAACAACCUCGAGGCCACCUACAUGGACCCCCAGCAACGCAAGCUUCUCGAGGCCACCUUCGAAUGUUUCGAAAGCGCCAAUGUCUCGACGGAGCAGGCUUCAGGCGACAAUAUAGGCGUCUACGUCGCUAGCUUUACUGACGAUCACUUCCUCAUGCAAAUGCGCGACCCCGACAGCCUGCACAGAUAUCACGGCACGGGAUCUGACACUACUCUGCUGGCCAAUAGGUCAGUCAUGUGUUCAAUCUUCACGGCCCCAGCUUUGCUCUGGAUACCGCUUGCUCGUCAUCUAUUCACUGUCUCCACGCCGCUGUAA
This is a messenger RNA of Hirsutella rhossiliensis, 567 nucleotides long. RefSeq lists its product as uncharacterized. Gene Ontology annotation, biological process: secondary metabolite biosynthetic process; fatty acid biosynthetic process. Gene Ontology annotation, molecular function: fatty acid synthase activity. The transcript has 4 exons. Lineage: Eukaryota; Fungi; Ascomycota; Sordariomycetes; Hypocreales; Ophiocordycipitaceae. The record is from RefSeq and is a predicted model, not a curated record. Bases 1 to 567 code for a protein of 188 amino acids.